Messenger RNA from Anopheles aquasalis, 440 nucleotides. RefSeq names its product NADH:ubiquinone oxidoreductase subunit A3 (gene NdufA3). The record is from RefSeq and is a predicted model, not a curated record. Lineage: Eukaryota; Metazoa; Arthropoda; Insecta; Diptera; Culicidae.
UGGAAACCUUGGGCAGGAUGUUUUUCUGUUUGACAUUUGGGUUUUGCCGUGAAAGGAAAACAACGAUUACGUGAGCCACUAAUCCAGAGUCAGCUGUCCCCGUUUGGCGGUCCUUGAGCGCAAAAAUGGCAGCUUCAGCACAGGCAAGCCGCGGGCUCACCGCACUGUUCAAGCGCGGCUGGAACGAGAUUCCCGAGGUCGUCGGAUCAUCGGUAAUUGCCCUGAUCGGUAUCGGGCUGAGUGUGGUCGGCCUUACCAACUACUACCGCAAGGAUGCCGAUAACCGCCGCUACAAGCUCACGUACGUCGUGAUGCGCCCCGACGAUCCACGGGCAGCCAAAAUUCGCAAGGACUAGGUCCUCUGCGUCUUCGGACAAACAAGCGGUGGCGCGAGUAUUCGUAAUAAAUUCAGUUUUCUGAUGCGUAAAUCUUAAAUCAAA